UUCUGCAGCGCCCCUCCAUCCCGCCUCUCUCUCUCUCCAGUAUCUUUCCUGCCUCUCUCGACCUCCCCCCACAGAGAUUCCUGCCUGCGCGUUCACGCCUCCUCCUUAAACGCGCGGCGGCGGCAGAGGACGGGAGCGGGGAGCGUCAGCCUCCCACUGUUCAGACUCGAUAUUUUUAGCGCCUGGUUCGUGUUGCAGCGUCGCCAGAGGCUUCUUCUUCUUCUUCUUCUUCUUCUCCUCCUCCUCCUCGGUCGUCAGUUCGGCACGGUUCGAGCACGAGGGGGGCUACGUGACGCCAACGGCUGCGUGUGGAGCGUGGAGGUGGAGGAUACCGGGGAGAAAACAGGAGAGACUUCACAUCAUCAGCGAAUUAUCACCGUUCCCCCCCCCCAUCAGAUGGCUAGUCCCGAGCCGAGCCAUCCCGAGCCAGCCUGCCUGGAGGCGCAGAAAUGGAUAGAGGCUGUAACAGGGAAGAGCUUUGGAGACAAAGACUUCCGCAGUGCACUGGAGAACGGCAUCCUGUUAUGCGAGCUGCUGAGUGCAAUCAAACCAGGGCUGGUCAAGAAGAUCAACAGACUGCCCACCCCCAUUGCUGGGCUGGACAACCUGUCAGUCUUCCUCCGAGGCUGUGAGGAGCUGGGCUUGAAGGGCUCACAGCUGUUUGACCCGGGAGAUUUACAAGAUACCUCCAUACGAGCUAAUCUCAAGGACUCUGACUGCAACCGCAAACUAAAAAAUGUGCUGAACACAGUUUUCUGGCUUGGAAAAGCUGCCAGUGGCUGUGCUUCCUACAGUGGUCCUAAUCUCAACCUGAAAGAGUUUGAAGGACUUCUUGCUCAAAUGAAGCUGGAAAGCGAUGAGUGCGGCGACAGCUCUCAGAAACGCAGCGUUCGAGACAGCGGCUACGACUGCUGGGACUCAGAGAGGAGCGAAUCCCUGUCUCCACCACGACAUACUCGGGACAACUCCCUGGACAGUCUGGAUUCGUUUGGUUCCCGUUCGCAGCACAGUCCCUCUCCUGAUGUUGUGAAUCGAGGCAACAGUGAUGGGCGAGGCAGCGACUCGGAGGCUGACGCUCCCAGCAGGAAACCUGAUGUGCGGAAAGAUGACAUGUUGGCCAGAAGAACAGCCAGCAGCGAAUCCCGAUGCCCAGUUCCCUUUAACCAGUUUCUUCCAAACCGAACAAACGCCAGCUGCUACAUCCCCGCCGCGCGGCGAAAACAACACACAGAAGAGGGAGAGCAGCGGAGUCACCUUCAGACCACUCCAGAACAAAGCAAAAGAACUGUAUUGCACCACAAAACCCCCAAAACGGUGACUUGGGCACCUGAAAACAAUGCUGAAACAGUAAAACAGGGAGCGGACUUGGAGGUGUUGGAGCAGAGGAGGUUGGAGAAGUUGAAGAAGGCAGGAAUUAAAGUUCUUCCUGCUGCCGUACGCUACAACAGGUUUGAUUUCCUCUCUAAAAAGGACCACCAUCCCCUCUACAACCCUAGCACUCCCAUAGUAGAAGAAAAGGAAGUGAGGUCACCGUCUCCAAACAUCAUCCUGCGCUCUGAAAAUGAAUUUUUGAGCUUCCAUAAUUCGGCGUGCAAUUCCUCCUCUGAUGAGGAACAGGAACCAGAGAAGCAGAGAGUUCCUGAUGUUCAUAGAGAUGACUUAGCGUCUCGACGAGUUCACCGGAGCCCAGUUAACUCCAGGGUCCAUCAGUUCGUUCCUCCUCCUGUGUGCACCAACAAGGACAGAGAGCGCUGGGAGGGCAUCAGACAAGCUUCACAGCACACCCUGCAGGAGAAGGAGAUCAGUGAGAAGGAAGCAGUCUGUGACAUCAUAACUCGUAAUGACAACUCCUCUCUGAGGGAAGAGGAGGAUGAGGGAGAAGAGGGAAAAGAUAAGCCAAUCCCUAAUAAGCAGAGGGAUGACCUGGCCCGUAGGCGGGGCCAAAGUAGGCCCCUCCCUCAGAGGGAUGGACCAAUGAGUUUUGUUUCAUCCUUCAUGAGCCAAGCUGAUAUGCAGAAGUGGGAGAGACUCAGGAUGACUGAACCAAGUGAGGAUAGGCCAACCCCUGUGUGUCAGGCUUGUCUGCAGAAAACUUAUGGGAGCUCUGUCAACGGAUCAGCAAAGGCUGGACGAGGUCACAGCAAAGUUGUGACCUUUCGGGGCGUCACUGAGAUCGAGCAGUCGACAGACACUGUCGUUUCGGCAGGAGGGGAUGAGACAGAGUUGCUUAGACGACUCCUUUCCAAGGCAGCAGUAGCCAUGCCUACCAUUGGCCUGAGCUCCCAGCUUUCAGAGCGGGAACGCAGCAGUCUCGUGGCUGGAUCUGCACCCAGUCAAGCUACCCCUCCCCCUGUGGACCUCCAACCCUGGACCACUGAGUCCACUCCUACGCCCGCUGAGAUAGACGCUCGUUUUGCUCAGUAUGAGCAGAGAGCAGGAGCAGAAGAAGAUGAUGAGGAGGAGAAAGAGGAGAGGAUCCCUGAUCUUCAGAAAGAUGAUAUGAUGGCCAGGAAGACAGGGGUUUUCCAAAAACAAACAGCCGCUUACAACCGUUUCCUGCCUUUGCCUGGCUCUAAGUGGUGCAGCCGAGAAGAAGCCCCUGCUGAUGCAGCGCCUUUUAGCAAAAAGGGAAUGCAGGCGGGAAAAAGCAAGGAGUUCAGCACCAGAGUGGAUAGCCAACGUCCCAAAGUUCCUGACGAAACACCUCAACACCAACUUGAGGCUGCAGUGAUCAGAGCAAUGUCUCAAACUGCCGGUGGAUCUGAUGAGGACGAAGACAAUUACGAUAAGAACGAUCAUGUCCCUGACGUGGAGAAAGACGACAUGAUGGCUCGGAGAACCAGAUUGUUACAGAAAGCAAGUGUGGUCAGAGGAAAUCAGUGCUUCAAUCAGUUCCUCCCGGUCCCUGGAUCAGUCAAGUGCAACAUCAGCCCGGUGUCUGCAGUGAAGCAGACCUGCAACAGGUCUAAACACACAGAAAACAUAGACAGAGAAAGCAGCAUUGUUGCCAUGACAACACAACAUGAAGCUCCGCCCUUGAAAGCCCCAGCCAGCCUGAGGUAUCCUGGGCUGAGGGGGAGACGGGGAAAGGAAAAGCAAGAAGAGGGAGACACAGUGAUGGUCCCUAACGCUGCUGUCAGUGAUGUGACUGAACCAUCCUCCUCCUCUUCUUCACUCAAACCUCCUCUCAGUCCUCCCUUGGCUCAGAUUGGUAGGGUGGAGGAAGAGUUGGAGGUUAGAAGAGAGAAGGAGAAAAUUGAGGAGAAAAACAGAGAUGGGAUUAUGAAACUGGAAAAGAAACCAUCUUGGCUGGAGGAUGAGCUUCCUCCAAUGAUGGUGAGCCGACGAGUUGCUUUUCUGUUAGACAACGAGAGUGUGAGUAUGGGUGACAUGGCCAACGAGGAACAGGUGGGACACUUACCUUCGCUGAGUCCAUCGCGAUAUGAACGCAUGCAGCAGCAAUACAACGCCUUUCUGGAAGAGGGGGACCACUGGCAGGAUGACCUGGCUCGCUGGAAGAAUCGGCGCCGCAGCGCGUCCCAGGAGCUGAUUAAAAAAGAGGAGGAGAGGAAAAGAAUGGAGAAAAGGAUGAAGGAGGACAGAGUGGACGGCAACAGAAGGAAGAGCAUUAAGACUUACAAAGAGAUUGUAGAGGAGAAAGAACGUAGGGAAGCUGAGCUGUGCGAAGCCUACAGAAAUGCAGCGACUCCGGAGGAGGCAGCUAUGGUUUUGCAGCGUUACGCUCUCCGCUUCACCAUCAGCGAUGCAACACUGGACAGCCUGAAGCUGCCCAGAAGCACCAACAAACCCAAGCAGGACCUGAACCAGACAGAGCAGGACCCCAAACUGACAUCAGCUGUUAAUAACGCAGAGAUGUUGGACCAUCCAAACCAGCCAAACUCAGAUGUUGUAAUGAAACAGGAACGCUUAUUAGCUCGAGAUAUAAAAACAGAGGGUAUCCAUGAAAUAGAGAACUCUGGUGUGAUCACCACCAGCUCUUUGACACCAGACACAAACUCACAAAAUGAGAAGCCUCAGUCAGAACAUCUUUAUGAGCCCUCCACCCACCUGAUAGACCCACACGCUGAGCACCAGAAACAGCCAGACACAGGAGUACCACCACCCCAGACUGAGUUAGCUUCAUCUCAACCUGCACAACCCACACACACAGUCCACUCCCCUCUAUCUGCACCCUCCAGACCGCUCCCCCUCCUGGUAGCCAAGCCCUACUGCCCACCCAAGAGCUGUCCCUCUGGACAAAAACAUGUCCAUGUCCAAAAGACGGACGGGUUGAUGCGGGUAAACGGAGAGGCGACUGAGGAUUUCCCGCCCCUUCAGGACCCGCUACAGGAAAACAAAGAUGUUUCCUCCCAACAGACACAAAAACAUGAUCUUCCAGAGGAGACCGAGGAAAGUCCAAAGACUGCAGAGCAGCUGGAACAUCUGCAGACGGAAAAAUCAACCCUGACUUCAGGCUCUGCCAUCAGCUCCCUGAUCGCAGGCCGAAAUUGCAUCAUCACAACCACAAUUGUGACCGAACUUACAAAGACGUACAUGGAGCUGCUUCAACCAGACAUCCAGAACAAUGGACAGGAUGGGACUACUGAUUACGCUGAGACUCCAGCAGAGGAGAAUACUGAGCCUGCACCAUCACCCAGCAGUAUGCAAGAAUAUUCUCCAACUGUUUCAGAAGGGCUAGAGGAGAGCAGUGUGACUAUUGAGACCCCCAUGUUGAACUUGGCUAAACGUGUUAAUCACUGGGUCUGGGACCCCAAUGAGGAGCGUAAGCGCUUGGAAAGGUGGCAGCAGGAGCAGGAGCGCCUCCUACAGGAGCAAUACCAGAAAGAACAAGAGAAGCUGAAAAAAGAGUGGGAGAAGGCCCAGCUGGAGGUGGAGGAGGAGGAGAGAAAACACAAUGAAGAGGAAAGACGAAUUUUAGAAGAGACCGCUGCACCUUUGAGUCCCUCUGCCUUGCUGCAGAAGCAGGCAGAACACACAACAUCAUCUUUUUCUGCAGAAGAAAACAACAACACCACAGUGGAAGGAAAUGUGUCUCUGCAGCAGAAUGGACAGAAAAUCCACGCGGGAACUCAGGAUCAGCAUGCAUCGAAGCUUCAUUUUUUCCAGGAUUCUGGAUUUGAUGAUCAGCCUCCAAAGAAACAGGAAAUGUGGAAGACGGCGUCUCUGGACCGGAGCCCUCAGCUGAACCAGGCAGAAACCGUUAAAAGAUCAGGAUCACAUGAUGCUGUAAAAAGUAACCAGGACCUCUCCCCUCCAUCAGCCAGCAGGUGUGUUAGUGGGAAGCGACUUUGUUCUGGCUGUUCAAACCCUCUGGGAAGAGGAGCUGCUAUGAUCAUCGACACUCUGGGGCUGUUUUUCCACAUGCAAUGUUUUAAGUGUGGAGUAUGCAAAGGGCAGCUGGGUGACGCCACUGCAGGGACUGACGUCAGGAUUCGGAACGGACUGCUGAGCUGUCAUGAGUGCUACAUCGCAUCUCGAGGCAGAGGUCAGCCCACUCCUCUAUAAGACCCAAAUAAUUAACUGGACCUGCAACAUUGGAGGCACUGAUGGAAUAAACACCAGCUCUGUAACGAUGAGUCUGGAUGUUCGGGAAAAGCCCUGGAACUUCUGGAAUAUUCGUUCUAUUUUCUGAAUUGCACAAACACAACUGACUCUUCUUGUUUUGUGUUGAUUUUUGAACUGGAAUUGGACUGAACAUAUUGACAAAGUACUAUUGAUGUACUUCUUAACUGUACACAUGUAAACACCUGUUUUAAUGUGAGUGGCAUGGAUGUGAACAUGGGAAAAACACAUUUAGGGGUUUGUACAUCCAUGCCUGAACUUUCCUUUGUCACAUGUGAAACCCUUAAACUGUACACUAAAUGUUGGCCCAUUAACCCGUGGUUUUGGACUGAUCAUGUGACUGUGUUUUCCAAAUGUAAUGCAAAGCGAUUCAGGUUAAAUGACCUAAAGUAGCUUGAUGAUUGUAAUGCCUUACUCCUAACUUUUAACACAUAACUUUGGUUUUGUGUUAACAGUUUUGCAUGAAAGAACAUAUAUAGGUUAUUGAGUUGUUUCUCAGAAGGACAGUAAGUCCUUUAGUUUUAUUUGGACAUAAUUAUAAUAAUUUUAAAGUUUUAUGAACCUGAUUAACUUACACAAACUUUUCUUCAUAUUUUGUUUCACAAGAACGGUGUUGCAUGUUAUUAAUUAAUAUUUACUCAAAGUAUUUUCCUGUUUUUGAUGUUUUAGAUUUACUUUCUUCUCAGACUGCAUCUGAAUCAGUGCCUUAUGUAAUGAAUGCAAGGGUGAGGCGUUUUACACUCAGUUUGACCUUUGGGUCUAGGCACAACGUGUGUUUGAGUGCGUGCAUGUCCGGUAUAGAACUGAAUGUUGUGUGUGAUUUGAUUCGAAGUACAGUUUCAUACCAGCAAAUAAUGUCUGAUGAACCACCGUUUUCCCAUAAUAACCCGGUGUCUGCUUAUUAGGCUAGUAAAAUAAAGUUAAUUAUUGUUUUAUGACAAAUCAGAAUGUCAUAAAACCCUCUCCUCCUUUGCCUCUGUCACAAGUGCUGCCUCCCCACAGAUUUAUUCUUUCCUCUGUCUCAGCUUGGUGUAAACACCUCACAGCCAUGUUACCCCUCAGAGGAACAGAGCUCUGAUUGUCUUUUAUAACAAGUGUUUGUUUAUCAAUAAAACAGUUUAAGCUGA
Messenger RNA from Girardinichthys multiradiatus, 6710 nucleotides. Its product is annotated as LIM and calponin homology domains-containing protein 1-like. Gene Ontology annotation, cellular component: stress fiber. The record is from RefSeq and is a predicted model, not a curated record. Lineage: Eukaryota; Metazoa; Chordata; Actinopteri; Cyprinodontiformes; Goodeidae. The coding region runs from base 397 to 5526 and encodes 1709 amino acids. The transcript is spliced from 31 exons. Gene Ontology annotation, biological process: regulation of focal adhesion assembly; positive regulation of stress fiber assembly. Gene Ontology annotation, molecular function: myosin II head/neck binding.